Molecule: messenger RNA, 3548 nt
Organism: Nothobranchius furzeri (turquoise killifish)
Lineage: Eukaryota; Metazoa; Chordata; Actinopteri; Cyprinodontiformes; Nothobranchiidae
Source: RefSeq, a predicted model, not a curated record
CAGUGGGGGACUUUAGCUGGAGACAGACGACUACUUCACAGAGAGGGGAGACAUCAUGUUGGACCAGUGACCCAUCUGUACUUGAGUCAGACCAGGAACUUCACACAAAACCUGAAACCGGAUUAAUGUUUGACACUGGAGCUGGAGCACCUCUCUGGUUUUUACUACUCGCACCAAACUCCCCAGAGAAGUGUCCAUUUCUCACUAUUGUUCUGCUUGGGUUGAAGGAUUUACCCUCCGUGUUGCUCGGGACAUGAAUCCAAGCAGCUGGUGAGAAAAGAUGCCCGAAACGCGCUCGUUGUGCCUUUCUCAGCGGGAUUGAAGAGGAGGAGCCCCUGAGGACAAGUUCACACUUCUACUUUAUUUAUUUAUUUAUUUGUAACUUAUGAUUUAUUUAUAUAAUAUGGGGCGCGUCAUCCUGCUGGCCCUCGCCGUGACGUCCAUGUUGCUGUGCCAGGGCUUUUGUUCGGGGGUGUUUGAGCUGAAGUUACAGGAGUUUCUAAACAAGAAGGGAGUACAGGGAAACCAGAACUGCUGCAGAAGGGGUCUGGCCUCCUUCCAGCAGCAGUGUGAAUGUAAGACUUUCUUCAGGAUCUGCCUCAAGCACUACCAGCCCAAUGCGUCCCCAGAGCCGCCGUGCACCUACGGCGGGGCCGUAACACCUGUCCUGGGCUCCAACUCCUUCCAGGUUCCCGAUGUAAUACCGGAGAGCUCCUUCACCAACCCCGUCAGGAUUAAUUUCGGCUUCACGUGGCCGGGGACCUUCUCGCUGAUCAUCGAAGCGUUACACACCGAUUCCAAAGAGGACCUCUCCACAGAGAACCCAGAGCGCGUGAUCAGCACCAUGGCCACCCAGAGGCACCUGACGGUGGGGGAGGACUGGUCCCAGGACCUACACACAGGAGGACGGACCGAACUCAAGUACUCCUAUCGGUUCGUCUGUGAUGAGCACUAUUACGGAGAUGGCUGUUCGGUGUUUUGCCGGCCCAGAGAUGACGCCUUUGGCCACUUCACCUGUGGAGAGCGCGGGGAGAUCGUGUGCGAUGCCGGGUGGAAGGGCCAGUACUGCACCGAGCCGAUCUGCCUACCAGGGUGCAACGAGGAGCACGGGUACUGUGAGAAACCUGGAGAGUGCAAGUGCAGAGUGGGGUUCAAAGGCCGCUACUGCGACGAGUGCAUCCGCUACCCCGGCUGUCUCCACGGGACCUGCCAGCAGCCCUGGCAGUGCAAUUGCCAGGAGGGUUGGGGGGGGCUCUUCUGCAAUCAAGACCUCAACUACUGCACUCACCACAAGCCGUGCAUGAAUGGAGCCACCUGCAGCAACACCGGUCAGGGCAGCUACACCUGCUCCUGCAGGCCCGGCUUCUCUGGGGCCAGCUGUGAAGUCAAGGUCAACGAAUGUGCCGGCAACCCCUGCCGCAACGGAGGAAGCUGCACCGAUUCAGCAAACACAUACAAGUGCACUUGCCCUCAUGGUUUCUAUGGCAACAACUGCGAGUUGAGUGCCAUGACAUGUGCUGAUGGGCCUUGCUCCAAUGGAGGCCGCUGUGCUGACAACCCUGAGAGAGGUUAUUCCUGCCAGUGUCCCACGGGAUAUGCAGGGGUCAACUGUGAGAAGAAGAUCGACCACUGUACCUCCAGCCCGUGCUCCAAUGGUGCUCAUUGUGUGGAUCUUGUAAAUUCUUACCUGUGCCAGUGUCCAGACGGUUUCACCGGGAUGAACUGUGACCACACUGGGGAGGAAUGCUCUGCCUACCCCUGUCAGAAUGGUGGCACGUGUCAGGAGAGUCCUAGUGGCUACACAUGCUCCUGUCCACCAGGCUACACCGGCCGUAACUGCAGCUCUCCCAUUGGCCGGUGUGAGCACAACCCUUGCCACAACGGUGCCACUUGCCAUGAGAGAAACAACCGCUAUGUGUGUGCGUGCAUUCCUGGAUAUGGAGGAAGAAACUGCCAGUUUUUGCUUCCAGAGCACGCUGCAAUCCGAGGCAACGAGGUUCCCUGGAUGGCCGUCGGGUCUGGCGUGGCCCUGGUGCUGCUGCUGCUGGCGGGGUGUGCCGUGCUGGUGGGAUUUGUUCGAUCAAAAGCCCAGCACAGCGGACGAACAGAUACUUCAGCCGACAGAGAGACAAUAAAUAACCUGACCAACAACUGUCACCGCGGCGACAGGGACCUGACCAUCAGUGUGUUGCCAACGCCAGGAGUCAAAAACAUCAAUAAGAAGAUGGAUUUGUGCAGCAGCGACCCUGAAGAAGGAUCUUCACCAGGAAGGAGCAGCUACAAAAGCUGCCAUCACCCUGCAGACUACAACCUUGUACAUGAGGUCAACUACGAGCAGGCAGCUAAGGAGGCGAUGCUGGAGGCGGCCUGCGAGGACAAAUGUCAAUCCCUCGACUUGUUCCAGUUUGAAGAGAAACGCAGCAAACAAUUAAAAUGCGACGCAUCAGAAAUGGAAGCCCCAGAACUGUCUGCAUGUGCGGACACCAAGUACAAAUCUGUGUUUGUGAUGUCAGAUGAGAAAGAUGAAUGUAUAAUUGCAACUGAGGUAAUUUCUACUGGAUCUUCACGUUUUUCUGCUGCUCACAACCAAUCCUGACACCUUUCCCUCUUGUCUUCCUCCAGGUGUAACAAGCCCGUUGCUCCUUUGCUCUACGGGAGAGUUUUUGUGCUCCCUCAGAUGCUGCUCUUACCCCGGGCGGGCGGGGGGAGGGAGGGAGGGGAGACUGCUGCUUAUACCGAGACGUUUAACUGAUAUUCAGAGUGAGCUGGUUCUCUACUGGUAGCUAAGUGUAGGCAGCGGUGGCCUGUGGGGAGAACUGGCCUGGUAAAGAAAAAGAAGAGAAUAAAAGUUUACGUUUGAAGGUAAACUGUCACUUAGCUUCUGUUACCUUUCAUUGGAGAGUAUGUAUAAGCAAACAUUGUCACAUGGCAAUUAGCGUACCACGCUACGAGUCUUGUUUUUGCAACAUUUGCAGCCAGGCCUUUUCUGGAACCCACACGCCGUUGCUGAGCGCAGGAACGACAUCAAACGGUGGAUGUUCGGCCAUACUGGCCUGCUCUUCACCAGGCUGUGGACAUGGGCGGUGCCCCCACCCAUCGCUACACCUGUGAAGACUCUAUGUUUACUUCAUCGCUGUAUUAACCGAAGUGUGUUUUCACCCCCGAGUUCUCCAAACCUUUAUGAAAUAGUAUUGUUCUCUGUGUCUCGUUUGGGAUUAAUAACUUGUUUAUAUAUGAAAAAUGUUGCUUUUGAUACAGACUUUUGUAAAAUAAAUACAAAAGAAAAAUGUUAUGAUUUAAAAUUAUGAUUUAAUUUAUGUUAACUUAAGAACUUUGUUAUUUUUAUUUUGUAAUUAUUCUUGUGGUGUUUGUUAUGAUUAUUUAAGUUGCUUUUUUAUUGAUGAUAUUUUUGCAAAGGCACUUCAUGUUGAUGGAAAUCCUUUUUAAGAAAAUGUUAUUUAAGAGGAAUGCUGUUACAGUUAUUAUUACCACUUGUAAAUGAAGGAAUUAGCCAAGACUAUUUUUCCAAAUAAAUACUGCUAAAUGUG